UAGAAUCGAACCUGAACUGAAGUCUACGAUUUAUUGCACGGCACUACGAGAGGGCGGGGAGAGAGAGUGGGAGUUUCUUUUUCAGAAAUAUAUGACGGCAACCGUUCAAGCAGAAAAGUCACGCCUACUAAGUACUCUUAGUUGCACGAGAAAAACGUGGAUUUUGAAUAAGCUUCUGGAAUACGCCCUAGACACCAGUAUUGUGAGGAAACAAGAUGCCUACAAAGUGUUCAUAUACGUCGGGAGGAAUAUCGUCGGCCGGGCUGUUGCUUGGGAUUUCUUCAGGUCGAAAUGGGAUGAUAUCUUCGAAACAUAUGGGACUGGAUCAUUUUCCUUAAGCGAUAUCGUUUCUGGUGUAACGGCAUCAUUCAACACAGAGUUUCAACUGCAACAGCUGAAGGAUUUCCAAGCUGCUCAUCCGGAUAUGGGAUCGGGAUCUAGAGCCAUGGCUCAAACUAUAGAAAAUACAAAUACAAACAUACAGUGGAUGAAGGACAAUUAUGAUACUGUAAAGAAAUGGCUCGAGAACUACAAGAAGGCAUAACGACGUCACAAUGACGUCGCUUGAAUUAAUGCAAGCGUUAAAUGACAAUGAAAAACUGAAAUAGAAUGCCCGUUCUUUAGAAGAAUGCAUUUUAAAAUAUUAUAAUCGGACAAUAGUUUAUAUUUUCUUGCUUUUAUUUGCAAUGUAGUACUUGAAUUUCAAAUAAAUGAUAAUUUUUAAAAUUGUU
Messenger RNA from Ruditapes philippinarum (Manila clam), 731 nucleotides. Its product is annotated as aminopeptidase N-like. Gene Ontology annotation, cellular component: cytoplasm. The transcript is spliced from 4 exons. The coding region runs from base 92 to 544 and encodes 150 amino acids. The record is from RefSeq and is a predicted model, not a curated record. Lineage: Eukaryota; Metazoa; Mollusca; Bivalvia; Venerida; Veneridae. Gene Ontology annotation, biological process: peptide catabolic process; proteolysis. Gene Ontology annotation, molecular function: peptide binding; metalloaminopeptidase activity; zinc ion binding.